AUGAGUAAGAGCAGGAGCAAGAGCAGGAAACAGGAGCCAGAGCAGGAACCAGAGGAGUCAGAGCAGGGGUCAGAGCAGGAACCAGAGGAGUCAGCAGGAGCGAGAGCAGGAAGCAGAGCAGGAAACAGACGAGCCACAACAGGAGCGAGAGAGCCCAAUGAGUCAGAGCAGGAGACAGAGCAGGAGCCCAAUGAGCAAGAGCAGGAGCCGGAGCAGGAGCCCAAUGAGUCAGAGCAGGAGCCGGAGCAGGGGCCCAAUGAGCAAGAGCGGGAGCCAGAGCAGGGGCCCAAUGAGUCAUAG
Haliotis rufescens (red abalone) is the source of this 300-nucleotide messenger RNA. RefSeq names its product submandibular gland secretory Glx-rich protein CB-like. The transcript has 2 exons. The record is from RefSeq and is a predicted model, not a curated record. NCBI's taxonomy places the organism in Eukaryota, Metazoa, Mollusca, Gastropoda, Lepetellida, Haliotidae. The coding region runs from base 1 to 300 and encodes 99 amino acids.